Molecule: messenger RNA, 865 nt
Organism: Nicotiana tabacum (common tobacco)
Lineage: Eukaryota; Viridiplantae; Streptophyta; Magnoliopsida; Solanales; Solanaceae
Source: RefSeq, a predicted model, not a curated record
UAAAGUUUCUUGUCAAGACAAACUUGCAACAUAAUUUUGAACAUAAAAAUGGAUUCUUAUUCAUAUGCAGCUAUUUCUUCUUCUUCUUCUAAUUCUUGUUCCUCUAGUUCUGUUCCAUAUUCCAAAUAUCCACAAGAAGUAAAGAAAAACAAACCAUUACCUUCAUAUCAUUCCUCACUUCAUGGAGUUCGUAGGCUCCCAUUAAAACCUAUGACAAAACAGCCAAUUGCACCAUUGCCACCAACACCUCCUAAAAUCUACAGAGUGGAACCUGUUAAUUUCAAGGAAGUUGUCCAAAUGCUCACUGCUGCACCUGAGUUUCAAUCCGUCUUCAGUAAUUCGAACUCUGAUUCUAGUUCUGGUUCUGAUUCUAGUGCUAACAAUUCCAAUUCGAGGCGGUUGCAGGAUGUGGCUCCUCCUCCACUUGAUCUCUCACCAGUUUCAUUACCAAGAAACAGCAUCGCUGCAGAAUGGCGAGAGUUCCUUCGUCCUUCUUCCUCCUCAAACAACCAAGUUGAAUCAAUUAGCACGGCCUGUAAUGACUCAACAAAUGAAGCACAAGAAAGAUCACAUGGAACGCCAAAAAAUCCAUCAGAUAAUAUUUUUGGAUCAUGCAGUCCGCUGGCUAAUUUCCCUCUAUCGCCUGCUUCUUUUGCAUGGUGCUCUUCUAUUCUUCUGAGUCCUGCCACGCUUGCUUCACCAAGCACCGUUCUCUAGCUCCUUUGUCCUCACCUCAAGUCAUUUGAGAGUUGUACCUUGUUAUUCCGUAUUGUAUAUACUACUAUAUUUACUUUUGGGAGGAUCAAGAAUUUGAAUUGGAACUAAAAGAGAUCACAAUUCAAAUACUUGAAUUUACUUUCUUUUC